Trypanosoma theileri is the source of this 2892-nucleotide messenger RNA. RefSeq names its product vacuolar protein sorting-associated protein 35. The record is from RefSeq and is a predicted model, not a curated record. The coding region runs from base 1 to 2892 and encodes 963 amino acids. The transcript has a single exon. Gene Ontology annotation, biological process: retrograde transport, endosome to Golgi; intracellular protein transport. Lineage: Eukaryota; Euglenozoa; Kinetoplastea; Trypanosomatida; Trypanosomatidae. Gene Ontology annotation, cellular component: retromer complex; retromer, cargo-selective complex; late endosome.
AUGUCAACAGAAGUUCCUCCAGUAAACCCACCGAAUGUUAUUUCUAUUGACAAACCCGUUCUUACACCCAAACAAGAACAAGAAAAAUGGCUUGGCGAAGCCAUACAAGCUGUUCGUGAAAAAUCCGCCUGUAUGCAAGCAUAUAUUCGACAGCGGGAUUUUAUUUACGUACUUCGCACGGCAUCUCAAAUGCUUGCAGAGCUGCGAACGGGCAUGUUAGCCCCGCAGUAUUACUAUGAAUUGUAUGUAAAGGUGUUUGAUGAGAUGCAGCAACUUGAACAGUACUUUGAGGAGGAACACAAACGUGGUCGAUCUCUGGAAGAAAUGUAUGAAGUGGUUCAACAUGCAGGAAGUAUUCUACCACGUUUAUAUCUUCUUAUUACGGUGGGUUCUGUGUAUAUUAAAUCUGGUGAGGAACCCGCUAUUGAGAUAUUACGGGAUUUGGUAGAGAUGUGUAAAGGCGUUCAACACCCAACGCGGGGUUUAUUUCUCCGUCACUUUCUUCUCACAAUGAUGAAGAAUAAAUUACCGGGUGAUGUCAACCGCACAGUGCCCAGCAGUGUGGAGGGCGAUGGUGGGACGGUGGAGGACACCGCAGAACUCAUUCUGCAGAACUUUAGAGAAAUGAAUUGGUUGUGGAUUCGCAUGGAGGCAAAAGGGCCAAUGACAGCAGAACAAAAACAACAACAACAAAGAUAUCAUCAACCGGCUACUGUGGUCCAACGCAAACAUAGGGAGCGUAAGGAACUUUGUGUACUUGUUGGAAUGAACAUUGUACGGCUUUCACAGUUGGAGGGAGUGGAUCGACAAGCCUAUAAAAGUACUAUUCUUCCUCGGCUUCUCAACAUUAUCGUCAGUUAUAGAGAGCCAUUAGCCCAACAGUAUUUAUUGGAGGUUAUUGUUCAAGUAUUUCCAGAUGAAUUUCAUCUCUUCACAUUGGAGGAACUUCUUAACACACUAGAGAAUGUAUUAUGGAGUGUGGAUGUGUGUGCGAUAUUGGGUUCCUUAAUGGAGCGGCUUGGGAACUAUGCGGUAUCUUUACGUGAGGGAAUUGCAGAGGCGGGAAGCCGCAAGGAAGAGAAAUUACUUCAUCGAAUGUUUGAUAUCUUUAAGACUCGAUUGGAUGCGAUGCUCACACCGCGGGAAGAGGGAAAAGGCAUAUCUACACUAACACCACCCAUACCAUCUCUACUGGAAGCCGCAGUCUCAGUAACAGCCGCAGAAACAGUGGUGGGGAAUAAUAGAAGUAAUGGUAAUAACAACCAUAGUAGUAAUAGUAAUAGUAAUAGUAACACUAAUAAGAACAACAACAAUAACAACAACAAUCAUCAACAUCAUCCUUUUCCACUUAUAUCAUAUGUGAAGUCCAUGUUAAGUCUUAUUCAGCUUUCAUUUAAAGCAGAUCCAGAGGCGGCGGUAACACAUAUUGGUAUUGUAUUAACCAGUAUUACUGAACAGGUGACAACACCACCAAAGGAGGCGGUGGUGCGAAUAAUAGAACGUAUCAUUGUAUACGUCAUUCAAACACUAAAAGAUCCCAGUGUGGUAUUGGAUCUCCCCAGUAUUGAUAUCCUCACAUUGAAAUUGCCAUUCACUUCACGCCGUACAGUGGCCCUCACACUUUGUACAACAUGUGUUCAAUCUGUAUCGUAUCGUAUUACCACUCUUGAGAUGGCGGCACGUUUCUUUGAACUCAUUGCCCCACUUGUAAAGGAUGAACCGGAUACUCCUGUCAAUCGCAGUGAAUUGUAUAUGAGUAGUGAUCCCACUGCAGAGUUUAUUGAGGAACAACACCUUGUCUGUCGUGUACUACAUCUAUUACACUGUGAUGAUACCGCUAUACAUAUGAAGAUGUUGAAUGGUGUACGUAAACAACUUGGUCAAGGUGGAACUGAUCGUCUUGUCGUGACUCUGCCAACAUUAGCAUCCCUCUAUAUACAGUUUGCCUUGCGGGUGGCAAAGGAAGAAGCAGAUGCGAUCCAUAAUAAUAAUAAUACUAAUAAUAAUCAUAAUAAAGAUGGAGAAGAAAAUGGAAAUGGAACUAAUGAUGAUGAUGAAGGGAAGAAUGAAGAAACAAGAAAAAAAAGUAAAACAGGUGUAUCUUGUGCGAAGGUAUUUUAUUUCAUUCACUCAGGUGAUGGAAAAGGUAUACUAGAGAUACUUGCAAUGGAGCAACCACUACAGACAUUUCAUCUCUAUCUCGCUAGUGCCAACGCGGCGGAUGCCUGUGGUCUCCCUGAUGUCGCCUAUGAAAUGUACGUGAGUGUAUUUCAACUUUACGAAGAAAAUGCUGCUGACACCACUGGACAAAUUGAAAUGAUGCAUUGUCUCAUCUCCUCCCUCUACACACUUUCUCAAAUGCCAGAGGAGAGUUAUGAGUUACUCGCAACAAAGGUUUGUCAGUAUAGUUCUAAACUUGUACGUAAGAGUGAUCAAAGCAGUGUGGUGGCUCUCUGUGCCCAUCUCUUCUGGAAACACACCCUCUCCUCAGAGAGUCAUCAACGUGUGUUGGAGUGUCUAAAGCGGGCUUUAAAGAUUGCCGAUAGCACACAAGCAUCCCAACAGUUACCACUAUUUGUGGAAUUAUUAAAUCAGGUCUUACACUACUAUGCCGGUAACGCACCUGGGGUAACGGUGAAGUAUAUUACAGCUCUCAUUGAUCUCGUGCAGGAGGCAAGCAAUACGAAAGAUGCAGCGAAUGGGGAUGGGGAGGCUAGUAGUAGUAGUAAUAUUAAUAUUAAUAUUAUUCAUAGUAAUAAUAAUAGUAAUAAUAGUACAGAGAAUGGAGUAAAUGAGGUGUACAAUGCGGCCCGUACGUUUUAUCGCAACACAACGCGGUACAUUCGCUCGCGGCAGCAAGUGGAUGAACGCUGGAAAGAAAUUGAUGUGUAA